Messenger RNA from Eptesicus fuscus (big brown bat), 1002 nucleotides. RefSeq names its product ventral anterior homeobox 1 (gene VAX1). The record is from RefSeq and is a predicted model, not a curated record. The coding region runs from base 1 to 1002 and encodes 333 amino acids. NCBI's taxonomy places the organism in Eukaryota, Metazoa, Chordata, Mammalia, Chiroptera, Vespertilionidae. The transcript has 3 exons. Gene Ontology annotation, biological process: brain development; neuron differentiation; central nervous system development. Gene Ontology annotation, molecular function: DNA binding; DNA-binding transcription factor activity, RNA polymerase II-specific.
AUGUUCGGGAAACCAGACAAAAUGGACGUUCGGUGCCACUCGGACGCAGAGGCUGCCCGGGUCUCCAAGAACGCGCACAAGGAGAGCCGGGAGGGCAAGGGCGCGGAGGGGAACCUGCCCGCCGCCUUCCUCAAGGAGCCGCAGAGCGCCUUCCCGGCGUCGGGCGCGGCGGAAGAUUGUAACAAAAGUAAAUCCAAUUCCUCCGCGGACCCGGACUACUGCCGCCGGAUCCUGGUGCGAGAUGCCAAGGGAUCCAUCCGAGAGAUCAUCCUGCCCAAGGGCCUGGACCUGGACCGGCCCAAGAGGACGCGCACGUCCUUCACGGCGGAGCAGCUCUACCGGCUGGAGAUGGAGUUCCAGCGCUGCCAGUACGUGGUGGGCCGCGAGAGGACCGAGCUCGCCCGGCAGCUCAACCUCUCCGAGACCCAGGUGAAGGUCUGGUUCCAGAACCGGCGCACGAAGCAGAAGAAGGACCAGGGCAAGGACUCGGAGCUGCGCUCGGUGGUGUCGGAGACGGCGGCCACGUGCAGCGUGCUGCGGCUGCUGGAGCAGGGCCGCCUGCUGUCGCCGCCCGGCCUCCCCGCGCUGCUGCCGUCCUGCGCCACCGGCGCGCUCGGCUCGGCGCUGCGCGGGCCCAGCCUGCCUGCCCUGGGCGCGGGCGCCGCCGCGGGCUCGGCUGCCGCCGCCGCCACCGCCCCGGGCCCCGCCGGCGCCGCGUCUCCGCACCCGCCGGCCGUGGGCGGCGCUCCGGGGCCCGGGCCCGCGGGGCCGGGGGGACUGCACGCGGGCGCGCCGGCCGCCGGCCACGGCCUCUUCAGCCUGCCCGUGCCCUCGCUGCUCGGCUCCGUCGCCAGCCGCCUGUCCUCCGCGCCGUUGGCCAUGGCGGGGUCGCUGGCCGGGAAUUUGCAAGAACUCUCCGCGCGGUACCUGAGCUCCUCGGCCUUCGAGCCGUACUCCCGGACCAGCAAUAAAGAAGGGGCCGAGAAGAAAGCGCUGGACUGA